AAUAGCCUUGGUGAUGUUGUCUGGUCGAGAGGGCACCUUCAUAAUGCUACCCGUUCUCGACCACGGUGGUCGCCUGCGCGACUGUCUCGUGGACGAGUACAGGAGCAGGACCGCAUUGGCUUUUCAUCCUGAAUUCAGCUGCCCGCGGCGUCCCUUUUGAACCGUCGUUGAGCCUUUUCGAUCCAAGUCAAUCAUGACCAUGAGUUCCUCCGGCGCAGGACCGGCAACCUGUUCAUGUUCUCUUUCAUCUUCGUCGAAGCCCAAGGUCCCGAAGAAGUCCUCGCUGAAUGCGACAGACGUGUCCGUUUCCUUUGCGAGCGGGUUCGCCGCCUUAUCAAAUGCGAAAAUGUUUGAGUCUGGAAGAGUCAUGCUGUUUUUGCAUGACACAGAAGGUCUGGCAUGGAAGCUCUGGCAUCACAGGUUUCAAAAAGCUUCCGCAAUGCCGAAGCCGCAUGACAAAUUCCCCACUUUGGUGACAGAAAGUGGGCAGGUUUUGCUACCUAUGCAUGAGAGAUUUUUCUGUGUUCUCAAAUGCGCACUACAGGUCUGUACUCUUCCAGACCCAGAGAUAUUAAUUUGCAACCCAUACGCCGGGUUUCUGGUCAAAACCGCCACCGCACCCCUCUAUGCUCUGCAAAAGUAUCGUACUCGUUCUCGUACUAAUUGCAAUCAGGCAUGACAAAUCGUUUUCUUUUUCUUAGCCGAAUCACCAUUACAAACUGUAUUCUUCCUUCUGAGAAGAUUUGUAUUGCGAUUUAUACUGCUAGUACGAUGCUUUAGCUUUUGCAAUGCAUACCCUUUCGCGAAUGACCAUUCUCCUGCAGUGCAGCAGCGACCAGGAAAUAAUAGGAGGUCGUGGGGGAAAAGGAAAUGCAAACAGAGGAGCAUCUACUUCAAGUUCUUCGCCGGUGAAACUCAAGCCCUUUUUUCGAAAAAUUUCCUUCACCAACUACCACCUUUUCCGGCAAAUCGUCAAGGAAGAGGGGUGUGCGAGUUUUUGGAAGGGCAACUGGGCGUCGAUUCUGCAGAAGGGAAUCUCGAUAUCCUCAGUAAGAACGUCCCCACACCAGAGUCAAGAUGGGAUAUCUGCUAGACAAAUCAGCCAGCUGCAUUUUAUUCGCAUGACAAGUUUUUCCUCGUAUGUAGUGAGGUCACGAACGUUCUAUCCUAGUAGUGUCAUUCUGUUUGGCUAGUUCAGUUGUAGCGUCACAGAUCUAGUUUGUCAUGCUGAUUCUAGCAUCACAAAUCCGAAAACGCGACUAGAUGACGCUUCUCAUCGGGCUCCGCAUGAGAAACUUUUUUGGCAUGCAGAUUUGCAUUACAACUCUGGGGUGGGGACGUUUUUGCCCUGAAUACUCGACCGGAAUGAACUACGUGUUUUUCGAGGGUGCGAAGUACCUGCUCAAGCCGGUGCUUUGGCAAUCCGACACCGAGGUCGGCUUCGCCGCCCGAACCGUCGCGGGGUUUCUCGGCGGCGCCGGGAGCCUGCUCUUCGCCUACCCGUUUGAUGUGGUCAGGACAAGAUUAGCGGUGAACGGGAACAGCUUGACGGAGGUUCCUGGCUGCAAUAGUGGUGGUGGUGGUGGGUUGCAGCAGAAUCGAGGUAGCUUAAGUGCUAGCGGAGCUGCAAGAAGAAGCGGGAUGAAUUUGCUGACGCAACACAGUGUCAUUCUCCAUGCGUGGGCAAAGCUGGUGGAGCAAGAGGUACUUACUUACACACUUUGAUUUGUCUCGUCGCGGAGUAGUUGCACAAGCGUGGCGUCGUGCACGAACAGCGAAAGAAUUUUCAAAUUCGUUUAGAUAGGAAUCGACCAUCAACAUAAGAACAAUGUCACAGGGCUCUCUCCUCCGCGCGUACACCCGCGGACUCGCCUGCACCAUCGCCUGCCAGGGGCUGAACAUGGGGAUCGGGUUUGGUAUUUACGAAACGCUGAAUAUCGCAAGAAAAAAGCGUUGCAGUUACGCAUUGUGUUUCAGGCGAAGCAAGACAGACAAGCGCUGUCAUGCCGGAUAUGCCUAGGAGCCUUUUUUGUUCGUCCGCGUUUAUUUCCCGUAGGAUUUCUGCAUUGCAAGUUCUCCUUCUCUCUCUCACGAAAAGAAAUUCGUGUUGCUGAAUUGACAACAAAUCUGUCACUGGAACACUUUUUUCGUGUGAUACUGAAUGUCAAGACCUUACACGAGAACCAGACCCGCACGAAUCUCUUCAACUGUCUCUGGUGCGGGGCCAUCGCCGGCUUCUGGGCUUCGGUUUUGACGCACCCCCUGGAUCUCGUUCGGAGGCGGCAGCAGGUGGACAAUUUCAUGAUCAACAGUGGUAGUAAAGUAUCCUGUGCAAAAGUAUCGCACUCGUAGUAAUUGCAGUCGUGCAUUGCAAAUCUUCUUUCCAAGGUAAAACAGCAUGACAAAUUUCAUUUCUCAUGCUGAGCAAAUUUGUCAUGCGAUUUAUGCUAGUACGAUACUUUUGCAAUGCAUAUAAAGAAAUGCUGAACGAGAAGAAAAUGAACUUUGUACAGAUAGCGGUAAAGUUGUGGAGGUUGAACGGCUAUCAAAUGCAAAGAUGUCUGGGUCUGGAAAGUUGUGAUGCAGGUAACUGAAUAAUAAGGACACUGUAAUGCGCCGCCGUGCAUGACAAGUUUUUUCAUGCUUCUGUGUUGCGUAUUCCGCAUGAGAAACUGCGUGUUUGCAUGACAGGCUAGAGGAGCUCUUGGUUGCCACGCAAUACAGAUCCCAGAGUCAUGCCAGACUAGCAUGACAAAUCUCGCAAUCUCCCAGACCCAGACAUUUUUGCAUUUGAUAACGGCCUGCAGGCCUUGUACAGGGGCCUGGUGCCGGAACUGGUGAAAGUAGUGCCCGCGGUCGGCCUCAACUUCUACGUUUACGAAUACCUGCGCCAGGACGUGUUUAAAUGUACCAUUUUGCCAAGAUAGUAAGGAGAAUGGAAGCGGAGUGGCACCGACCGUGCCUGCUUUUGACGAAGGAAUGAAUUUUGCUCGGCCGGUCAGGAGGUCGCGACUUGUGUCAAAAAAGUUUCGACCACUGUGCUCGCUGUGAAGUACUAUGGGCAAGCGGAUGUACAUCUACGUUUUUUGUCUGCGAAACGAAACCAAGUCGCGCUGGCUAUAUUUUGUCUGGAAGAUGAAUAAAGAAAUACAAGAGUACGAAAAUAUCAUACUACUUGCGGAUCAUGUGGAGCCACUGGUCUCAGGUGGGUAAAUAAAGUUUGGAAGCGGCUUCGCG
Amoebophrya sp. A120 is the source of this 3237-nucleotide messenger RNA. NCBI's taxonomy places the organism in Eukaryota, Dinophyceae, Syndiniales, Amoebophryaceae. The record is from the annotation of a GenBank genome assembly.